GUGGAGUGGUCGACUGAGAUGGACUGUUUCCGCACCGUAGCCAAUGAGCUGUGCAUAUUUUAUCACUUCCGCCAAUCAAUACGAGCGCAACGAAUGGACUCCUGUGCUCCCGAUGUUGCUAGGACAACCCCUGCAGACGGAGCUGAUGAAGCUGAUACCAGCUCCGCAGUAGCGAGUCAGAGUAGCACCGGAG
Messenger RNA from Sphaeroforma arctica JP610, 193 nucleotides. RefSeq lists its product as hypothetical. The record is from RefSeq and is a predicted model, not a curated record. Lineage: Eukaryota; Ichthyosporea; Ichthyophonida. The annotation marks the transcript as partial. The transcript has a single exon.